Lucilia sericata (common green bottle fly) is the source of this 2439-nucleotide messenger RNA. It is a transcript of the gene Dd, whose product is annotated as CTD nuclear envelope phosphatase 1 homolog. The record is from RefSeq and is a predicted model, not a curated record. The coding region runs from base 609 to 1340 and encodes 243 amino acids. NCBI's taxonomy places the organism in Eukaryota, Metazoa, Arthropoda, Insecta, Diptera, Calliphoridae. Gene Ontology annotation, molecular function: protein serine/threonine phosphatase activity. The transcript has 6 exons.
UUUUAGUUUUGCAGACUUGUGUGUGAAGUGUGUGUUAUUAUUUAUACUUUUGGUUAAUUUAACAAAAUUACUAUACAAAAAUUCACUAAGUUAUAAAUAUUAAGAAAUAAAGUAGCCAGCAGAUAAUAACCAAUAAUUAAUCAUUAUAAAUAAUAAUAUAACAAGAAAAACAUGUGCAUAAAAAAGCCAUAGUUUGAAAAGAAAUAAAAACAGUUUAAAAGCCAAAAUGAUUUUUUAUUGAUUUUAUUAUUAAUUGCUGCAAUACCAUACACAUUUGUAGUGAAAAUGUUUUUCCUUGCUCCCCUAUAUAAGGAAAUUGUUAAAUAAAAUUUUUUUGUUGCUGUACAUUAUUUUAAGCGCGCGCUUCUCCGUAGGAGAAGGGGGGAGGGUGCAAUUCUUAGAUGUCUUUGAGUUUCCAGAAUUAAAACCAUAUAGAAAUAUUUUCACAAAUUGUCACUCGCUGUCACCUCACCUUUCAAGUUGCUAUGAGAGUUACUCCGAAUAAGCAGAUAAACAAAUUUGAUGAAAGUGUAAAAAACAAGUAAACUAUAUAGAUUUACAAUAAACUUUAACUUUAUGUUGUACAUUGGUAAGUUUGAAGCUUACCAAUGUUUUCCCUAGUUCAAAUGAAAUUCCGUGCAUUAUUGGUACUAUUAUCAAAAGUAUGGACCUGCAUAUGUUUUAUGUUCAAUCGUCAAGUCAGAGCUUUUGUCCAGUAUCAACCUGUCAAAUAUGAACUCUUCCCAUUGUCACCGGUAUCCAGACAUCGCCUGAGCAUUGUCCAACGUAAAACUUUAGUUUUGGAUUUAGAUGAGACACUAAUACAUUCGCAUCACAAUGCUAUGCCCCGAAAUACGGUAAAACCAGGAACACCUCAUGAUUUUACAGUUAAAGUGACAAUAGAUCGUCAUCCAGUUAGAUUUUUUGUACAUAAAAGGCCACAUGUUGAUUUCUUUUUAGAUGUGGUCUCCCAAUGGUAUGAUUUAGUGGUUUUUACCGCCAGCAUGGAAAUUUAUGGAGCUGCGGUCGCUGACAAAUUAGACAAUGGCCGUAAUAUAUUACGUCGCCGCUAUUAUCGUCAACAUUGUACGCCAGAUUAUGGUUCAUAUACCAAAGAUUUAUCAGCUAUUUGUAAUGAUUUAAAUAGAAUAUUCAUAAUUGAUAAUUCUCCUGCUGCAUAUCGCUGUUUUCCCAACAAUGCUAUACCAAUUAAAAGUUGGUUUUCGGAUCCCAUGGAUGUUUCAUUAUUAUCAUUAUUACCCAUGUUGGAUGCAUUAAGGUUUACGAAUGAUGUGCGUUCGGUUUUGUCGCGAAAUUUACAUUUACAUGGUUUAUGGUAGCAGAUUAACAAAUUGAAAAUUUGGUGCUGUGACACUUAAACGAAUUUUUUGUUUGUUUCAUUACAUUAAAAUUUUAUUAUAAUUUUUUUUUUUAUUUUUUUUUACGCUAAGGAUUAUUAUAAACAUACAAAUCAUAAAUCAGAAAAAUUUAUGAAAGAAAGGAAAAAAUAUAAUAAUUUUUGUUUAUAAAAAUUAUUGAAAAAGGAUUAAAAAUAUAAAAAAUACAAAAAAUAUCUAUCUAUCUCUAUUGACUUGUACUAUGUAGAUUAUGGUACACAUAAAACACACACACACACAUUUAAUGAAAUGUAAGAAAGAACAAUAACUAAAACACAAAAAGAUGAAAGAAAUCUUUUUUUCACUUACAUUUAAAAUAUAUACAACAAACUUACAUAUAAAAAACAACAACAAAAAUACAUAUUUUUUUAAAAAUUAAUCGUAUUUAACGAUUAAAUACUUUUCAUUUUUCUAUUUUUUUAUUUAUUAUAACAAAAAAUUUGUUUGCCAGAUAAACAAAAAACAAAACAAAAUUUAUUUUUUUUAUUAAAACAAAACAAAAAUUACUAAAAAAACUACUUUAAAUUAUGGGCAUUAAUUAAAUACUUUUUUAAAAAUUUAUUUCUUUUUUUUUGGGUUAUUAGUUUAUAAUAUAAUUUCUUAUUUUUUUUUUUUUUUGUAUAAAUAAAAAGAAAAUCUUCCAUUUAUUAUUAUUCUCUUCUAUUCUUUUUAUUAUUUCUAUACUUGGUGUCUUAUUUUAUUUUUUCAUUUUUGUAUUUAAGUAUGAGAAAACUGUUGUACAUUUUUUCUUUACAAUUAAUAUGUGUUUCUUCUUUUUUAUUACAAAUUGUUAGUAUUUAAAAACAAAGGCUAUAAAACAAAUGAGAAAAAUAACAUGAAUGAAUCAAUGAAGAAAAUGUUUAAUAAUUUUGUUUAAAUAUAAUAUUUAUAUACAAUACAAUAUGUUUACAAAUUUCUUGAUUUUUUCCUUAUAUCAUUAAAGAAAUUAAAAUUAGAACUUUAGAUUCGUAAGUAAAUUUUGACCGUAAAAAAGUCAUAAAUAAAAAAACAACAACAAUGUAAAUUUUAAGUAAAAAAAAAA